This is a messenger RNA of Opisthorchis viverrini, 1233 nucleotides long. RefSeq lists its product as hypothetical. Gene Ontology annotation, molecular function: enzyme regulator activity. The coding region runs from base 17 to 1015 and encodes 332 amino acids. The record is from RefSeq and is a predicted model, not a curated record. Gene Ontology annotation, biological process: regulation of hormone secretion; neuropeptide signaling pathway. NCBI's taxonomy places the organism in Eukaryota, Metazoa, Platyhelminthes, Trematoda, Opisthorchiida, Opisthorchiidae. Gene Ontology annotation, cellular component: secretory granule. The transcript has 4 exons.
CGAUGGAGUUCGAAAAAUGACGUAUCUUACGAUACCAUGUGUACUUUUGUUGACGCUGAUACAGUGCAUUUUGUCGACCAAUUAUGACGCCUACAUUGACCGUCUAGCGACCGAAAGCGAAGCACUACGCAGGGAAUUUGUACGUUCCAAUCCCCGUGGCCAGUAUGUACUGGAAAAACUUCGAUCACCAGGGUACCGGAGUCGUCAUCCGAUACUAAGUGAGACAUCAGAUGAUAUGUAUGGCAUUUCGCUGGACGACUGGCGAGCUUUUCUACAAGAGUUGCGCCAUGCAAAAGCUGAAGCUGCUCGACCUCUCGAAGAGGAUGAGAAGAUUUCCGAACCACAGCUGCGCUGGUACGGGCCUGAACACUAUGGUGAGGAGGGGAUAACUCUGAAUGAACGUGAGCCUGCCUCACGUCGAAACGAAGUGGCCUAUCAGAAUCAUCUAUGGGGUGAACAAAAAGUUUCUGGUGGAUCUGGAGAAAUUGGUCAGUGGUUGGAUUUUGCCUUGUUGGGAGCCCAGCUGCAAGACGAGGAUGAGGAAGACGAGAACAACUCAUCAAUGUUCCCGAUUGAUUUCAUUAAAGACCCCACUCGAUUUAUGGAAACAAAGAACAGCAGUCUGCCAGCCUACUGUGAUCCACCCAACCCGUGUCCAAUCGGCUACGAUCCGGAGAAUUUGUCCACGCCUUGUGAUCCGCACGUUGUUUAUAGUAUGGACUUCAACCGAGACUGGAUUCUGACUAAACAAGCAAACGGAGAGUGUGAGUGUGAUACAGAGCAUAUGUACGUGUGUCCUUCAGUACCUCGGGGAAACAGACGUUAUCUGGGAGAAUUCCAUCUAGCGGACAAAGAACCACAGAUUCACAAGGACAACCCGUAUUUGCAUGGUCUAAAGAGAAAGCGUCUCGUGGCAAAGAAGGCAUUCUCAGCAAAGGACUCAAAUCGUCACUACUAUUGGCAAGGACAGGUGACCAAACGCGUGGUGAAGAAAGCAGGAAAACAAAUGGCGUGAAAUCGUUCGCAUCAGCGUUGUGUUGUCCUGUCAGUUGUUCGAAAGUCAUAUCAUUCACACAGAUCACCGACGUUGUUUGUCCACUUUAGCACAGUGAACUUUGUCUCGAACCUUGCUGUUGUUAUUUUGAUCACCGUUAUCAGGCAAAGUUCCAAAAAUAUUUAUGCAUCCCAACGAUGAGGGGAAUGCAAUAUAUGACAAAAACAAGAGCAAUUAUC